Molecule: messenger RNA, 878 nt
Organism: Sebastes umbrosus (honeycomb rockfish)
Lineage: Eukaryota; Metazoa; Chordata; Actinopteri; Perciformes; Sebastidae
Gene: naa20
Product: N-alpha-acetyltransferase 20, NatB catalytic subunit
Exons: 6
Coding region: 67-603 (178 amino acids)
Biological process (GO): N-terminal peptidyl-methionine acetylation
Cellular component (GO): NatB complex
Molecular function (GO): protein-N-terminal amino-acid acetyltransferase activity
Source: RefSeq, a predicted model, not a curated record
UCUUCUUUCCUUUUAAAGUCUCUCUUCUCCUCUGUGAGGUCAAAGGUCACAGAGCAGCCAGCCAGGAUGACAACAUUAAGACCUUUUACCUGCGAUGAUCUAUUUAAAUUCAACAAUAUUAACCUGGACCCUCUGACAGAAACUUAUGGGAUCCCUUUUUACCUCCAAUACCUGGCUCACUGGCCAGAGUACUUCAUCGUUGCUGAGGCUCCUGGUGGUGAACUGAUGGGAUACAUCAUGGGGAAGGCGGAGGGAUCCGUGGCUCGGGAGGAGUGGCACGGUCACGUCACCGCUCUGUCAGUGGCGCCCGAGUUCAGAAGACUUGGCCUCGCCGCCAAACUGAUGGAGAUGCUGGAGGAGAUCUCAGAGAGGAAGGGCGGGUUCUUCGUGGAUCUGUUCGUUCGAGUCUCCAACCAGGUGGCGGUGAACAUGUACAAGCGUCUGGGCUACAGCGUCUACAGGACGGUGAUCGAGUAUUACUCCGCCAGCAACGGCGAACCCGACGAAGACGCUUACGACAUGAGGAAAGCUCUGUCCAGAGACACGGAGAAGAAGUCAAUCAUCCCGCUGCCACAUCCUGUCAGACCGGAGGACAUCGAAUAACAGUAGACCGGCUCUCUGACGCUCUGCAGCCUCAUCAUCACAUGUGAAUUAUUAAUAUUAUUCCAUUGUACAUAGUUAAACUGUCACACAGGCUAAUUACCAUCUCAGUCAGAGAGCCACGCUGUACACAUUUUACUCCCCAAAGGAUCAAAUAUUCACUUCCUGUAAAUUCUAAAUGAACAUUUUCUAAAGAAAUAAAAACGACAGGCGAGUUUGAGUUGAUGUUUGUAUAAAGCAGAAAAACAUGGUCGUACAAUAAAGACUGCUGCUGCUGA